AUGCAAUUCUCACAAACUUCUUUCUGGUCCCCCCCAAGUCAAAAAGUCAGGUAUGAUGGCGCGGGUAUCAUUUUCUUUCUUGUCGGGGAAGCCGCAAGUCAUAGACGUAGAAUAAAAAUGGUCCGAUAG
Molecule: messenger RNA, 129 nt
Organism: Chondrus crispus (carragheen)
Lineage: Eukaryota; Rhodophyta; Florideophyceae; Gigartinales; Gigartinaceae
Exons: 1
Coding region: 1-129 (42 amino acids)
Source: RefSeq, a predicted model, not a curated record